Molecule: messenger RNA, 2622 nt
Organism: Gigantopelta aegis
Lineage: Eukaryota; Metazoa; Mollusca; Gastropoda; Neomphalida; Peltospiridae
Exons: 6
Coding region: 412-2361 (649 amino acids)
Source: RefSeq, a predicted model, not a curated record
CAUGGAUUAGUCUCGUUUUGUGUUUCUGCGAUGAAAUGUGCAUGCUGUAAAGAAAAUUUCGAGCACAAAAGUGGUCGGUUUCGAAGAACAGGAAUUUAUACACAAUUCAAAGAAAAAGAUACCCUGAUUGAGGAAAAGUCAACGCUAUAAUGGACACGGGCAACCCCUAGCCCAUAUCAGGCUAUAGCACUGAGUUCACAACCCAUGUUGUGACUGGUUUAUUGCAAUUUUUAUGGAGUGACAAUUCAUAUAUAGACUGAAGCAGACGACAGUGCUUCAUGGUUACAGUCACUACCUUGUCAAAACAUCCUUCUCACACAGCUUUUUGCGGAUUUUCAUUAUGGUAAAUUAUUAAUCGUUAAGAUUUUCAGAAAUGGAACCUUGACUGAAAAAAAAAUUAAAGGCGCCAAAAUGUCAGAUUAUAUAAGAAGAUCAGAGCAAGAGGAGAUAUUUGUUUCAAAAGUUCUGGACCCACGAUGCAAAAUAAUCGGCGUCACUGGGGGUCCAAGCACCGGGAAGUCCACCUUGAUGGAGAAUGUUAUAAUCAAGGUACAACAUGACCAUCGACACAUACACUUUGUAACGGUAGAUCUGUCCGACGUGACGUCACAGGAGGAAUUCCGGAUGAGAGUCCUUGGAGAACUAGGUAAAGUCGAUGGCAAGAAGGUCGACUUCGGUCAAAGCAAUGUUUUUAUGGAGCAGGUGGUGUUAGUUGUGACGACGAGAAACUGCAAAAACAUUUGCAUGUGUUUCGAUAACAUACCAAGACCUAGCAAGGACGAUAAACAAUAUUCUGUAAAGAACGACGCGCAAAUGUUUAUGAAAGAAAUCGUGCAAAACAAAGAGCUGUGUUCACUGAUGAAAGUUUUAUACACGUCUGCACUUCAGCUACGAUUUUGUAAAUUUCCUCGAGGAGUGACCUUCGAAGCCACUCUCAGGCCGCUGAGCAAUGAAGAAUCUCGCGAGGUGUUUGCCACAUUCGGACCCGAAAACGCUCAGAUAGAUGACGCGAUAGUCCAAUGUCUCAGAGACGUGGCCAACGGCAACCCACUAGUUCUUCAACUGCUUGCAUUAGAGCUUGGCUCAGAUGAAGAUCUUUUUACGGAUAUGGAUUUGAAGGAACUCAUGUCGGACGACCAAAAACGACUUCAGUUCGUCAGCAGGGAAAAUUACACGGACGAUGAAAAUAUAGGAAAGCAACUCGGUCAGUUUGUAAAAUCUCUGUCCGGGUGUUUACAGCAACACGGACAAUGUGUCGUCAAACAUGGCGGUGUCAUCGACGUGGAUAUGCUGGCAAGAGCAGAAAAUAAACCAGCUGCCGUUAUCAAGUUCCUGAUCUCUCAACUGUUACGAGCAAAUGUGAUCCAUAGAGUAGGAGAAAACAGAUACGCCAUGUCAACACUGUUGAUGGACAUCUUUAAACUAGCAUUCACAAGAAAGCCAAAUACACGUACGCCUGGGGAGACAUCAACCAACAAAGGUAACAGCGACCGCGAGACUCCAGUGUGUGACGAUGAGGACCUCGCAAACCGAAUGAGCAGUGUGAGCUUCAAUUCUGCAGAAAAGAAAAACACGAAGAAAGCUGAAGAAAAUCAAGACAUUUCGAUUAACGAUUUGGUCAACAGCCCUCGGCCAUCUUACUACCGUACACAGAUAUCUUUGUCGGCAGAUGGUGGGGGUGACCAUUCAACACAGCUCCACAUGGAACCAGAAGCUACAACGGAAAAGAGUGACACUAAACAUCCACAAAUCAACGGAUUACAACGCAGCGGUUUAUCGUAUCCAGAUAUGUCUUCUGAUGUGAGAACUGGCAUUGGUGAUGUUAGUGACACUGGAAACAAUAACUCUAAUGACUUGUCAAAGAAUGACGCCGACGAAUCUAUUGUCAAUAACCUCGAUUAUACGAUUGGAACUCGAACACAUAACAAACCUCUUCUGCGAAACAACAGUAUUCCCGAUGAUUCGCUUUCUCAGAGACGGUUAAAUGUGAGAAAAUCUAACAGUGAUACAGACCUAUCAUCGUCAACAGCUAGUGAUGCACAGAAUACAGCAUCUUAUGUGCCCAGAUCGCGUGAAUUGAAUGCAGAAAUACCAAACCACAACAAUGUGGAUAGCAUGCAGUGCAAUCUCAAGUCCUCAUCAAAAGAGAUCCCCAGACCGUGUGUUGUAAAUACCGUCAGCGAUUCCCGUGGCAAUGUCUAUUAUGUGGUACCAGUGGAGCCGUUUGAUGUACCAGAGUCUCCCAUCAGCGUACCGCAACUGAGGAAUUUAAACCGAGCACCAUUAGGUUCCUGUUCAGAAUUUGUUGUCAACAGCUUGGACUCUAGCUCAGAUGACACUUCCAGAAAAACAGUCUGGUGAAUGCGCAAAAAUUCCGUUCUCCGUUCGCCCAUUAAAUCAGGACAGCAUUUACAUGGUCAUAACGAGUUAUGCAAAGUGAAAUGAGUUACCUGGAAAUUUGUUUUGGAGGAUGAUUAACACAUGAAAAUGGUAUACGCGAAUUUGACAAAUCCCAGAGGCUUGCAUGUGCCCGGCAUUAACACGGUGACAGAAACGAAUGCAAACCUUAGAACAUUGAAAACUCGCAUUCCAUAAUUGUUAUUUAAACAUCUGAAACUUUAA